GAAGGGCGUCUAUUAUUACCUGCCGGUAAAUCAGAAUUCAAUUUCAACUUUACGUUGCCUACAGAAAGUAAAUUGCCAUCGACAUUUGAAAGUAGAUCUUCAGAGGGUUAUAUUCGAUAUUCAAUAGCCGCAGUAUUGAUGAGACCAUGGGAUACUGACUAUAUCUCGAAAAGAGCUUUCACAGUCUUGGAAGAAAUUGAUGUCAAUCAGCCAGCAUUAAAAGUGCAACCACCAAUACUAGAAGGCGAAACAUCUGUUUGCUGCCAUUGCUGGACUCGUCGAUCCCUUAAUCUAGCAAUGACAAUCGAUCGUAGUGGUUAUUGCCCUGGUGAAGCUAUUGUAUUAAAUGUAAGGUGUAAAAAUACUUCAAAUCGAAUAUUAAAUGGCUUGCAAGUAAAAUUAUGUAGACGAACACAGUAUUAUGCUAAAGAUCAUGAUCAAAUUACUUAUAAAAGCUACUAUAGGCUUACCUCAGAUAAACAAAUUAACGUAGGUGAGACUUUUAUUUGGUCAAAUCAAUUAAUCAGGAUUCCAUGUAUAUCACCAAGUAUCAACUCUGCAAAACUGAUCAAAGUGAACUACGAACUUCGGGUU
Molecule: messenger RNA, 594 nt
Organism: Trichoplax adhaerens
Lineage: Eukaryota; Metazoa; Placozoa; Uniplacotomia; Trichoplacea; Trichoplacidae
Exons: 3
Biological process (GO): protein transport
Cellular component (GO): cytoplasm
Source: RefSeq, a predicted model, not a curated record